CCGGCAGCCCUUGCGCUCGGGCCCCGCCCAUGAACCAGGGGGCGUAGCCGCGGCUGGCGCGUGGGUGCUGGCCGGGGAAGCUGCCGAGCGAGAUCCUGCAGCACCCUUGCCGCAAAAAAGCGGCCCGGCGAGGACUCGGUAUCUGAGCGGUCCCUGCUGGCCUGAGCUCGCUCGGGGCGGGUGAGUGGCUUGGGUGAAGAGGGCAGGGCCAAAGUCCCUCCCUCCUCUGGGAGCCCAAGGAGCAGGGCGGCGGGCCGGGUGCACAGGAGUCGCACGGCCUGCAAAAGUCGAGACUUGAUCAUGCAGCGAGGACAGCAGGCGAUGAGCAGGACUGGGGCCACUGCCCCAGCGAAGCCCAGCUCCCCGGGCUGUUGCGCGCUCCGGGUGGGGAGCCACGCACAGCUGGCUCUAACUCUUGUGUCUUUCUCUGCCGAAUACAAGUGACAACGGCCACCUCACUGGCGCCACCGGCCCGGCCUGUCGCCCCUUCGCAGGAUGCCCGAGGGCCCCGAGCUGCACCUGGCCAGCCGCUUCGUGAACCAGGCCUGCCGCGGGCUGGUGUUUGGCGGGGCGGUGGAGAAGUCUCCCGUCAGCCGCAACCCCGAGGUGCCCUUCGAGAGCAGCGCCUACCGAAUCUCGGCCACAGCUCGGGGCAAGGAGCUGCGCCUGACGCUCAGCCCCCUGCCCCGGGCCCAGCCCGUCCGGGAGCCGCUAGCCCUGGUCUUUCGCUUCGGCAUGACCGGUUCCUUCCAGCUGGCGCCCGCUGAGGCGCUGCCACCCCAUGCCCACCUGCGCUUCUACACAGCCUCCACUGCUCCCCGGUUAGCCCUGUGUUUCGUGGAUAUCCGCCGCUUUGGCCGCUGGUACCCAGGGGGCGAGUGGCAGCCGGACCGCGGGCCCUGUGUCCUCCUGGAGUAUGAACAGUUCAGGGAAAAUGUGCUCCGAAACUUGGCAGACAAGGCCUUCAACCGGCCCAUCUGUGAGGCCCUCCUGGACCAGCGGUUCUUCAAUGGCAUUGGCAACUACCUGAGAGCAGAGAUCUUGUUCCGGCUGAGGAUCCCUCCGUUUGAGAAGGCUCGCACAGUCCUGGAGGCCCUGCAGCAGCACCGGCUGAGUCCGGAGCUCACUCUGAGCCAGAAGAUCAGGGCUAAGCUGCAGAACCCGGACCUGCUGGAACUGUGCCACUCAGUGCCCAAGGAAGUGGUCCAGCUAGGGGGCAAAGGCUAUGGGGCGGAGCACGGAGAGGAAGACUUUGCUGCCUUCAGAGCCUGGCUGCAGUGCUAUAGCAUGCCAGGCAUGAGCUCCCUGCGGGACCGGAACGGCCGCACCAUUUGGUUCCAGGGGGAUCCUGGCCCCCUGGCCCCGAAAGGGGCCAAGUAUCGAAAAAAGAAAUCCCAGGAAACCCAGCCAGCACCCAUGGAUGGAAUGGAGCACCCUCCACCUCCAAUCAAGGCCCCUUCUAAGACACCAGGGACCCAGAGAUGCCUUCCUGAGAUGACUGCAGCCCAGGAGCCUGAGAGGCCAGGCCUCCAACAUGACCCAGGAGCUCCCAUAGUCCUUGAGAAAGGGAGGAGACAACAGGCCACCACAGGCCGCCGCAGAACCAGGAAGAGGAAGGCUGAUACCCCAUCUGAGGAGUCUGGGGGCACCGCAGCCUCUUAGCUGGUCUCCUUGCUUUCACUCUUUUUUUCUUUUGGUACUGGGGAUUGAACUCAGGUCCUUGUGCUUGUGAGGCAGGUGGCAGAACCACUGAGCUAAAUCCCUGGCCCUGCACUCACCCUUUUGGCUGCCUUGCUGGGAGCCUGAGCCUGUCUGAGUUCCUAGGAGCAACUUUGGAAGGGCUACAUGGCUGUGACCUGUGGCUGUUUCCUGCUCAACUGUCUUUUUUCUUUUUUUUGGUACCGGGAAUCGAACUCCGGUCCUUGCGCUUGCAAAGCAGGCAGCUAAACCGCUGAGCUAAAUCCCCGGCCCUGUCAUGUUCUUAAUUGAACCUCAUAUUCCACAUUUUUUAAGCCCGCAUGGAAAAUGCAGUAUUUUUAAAUGAAUAAAUAAAUUUGAACUUUUUGGCUCUUCUUGGGCUGACUGCA
This is a messenger RNA of Heterocephalus glaber (naked mole-rat), 2087 nucleotides long. Lineage: Eukaryota; Metazoa; Chordata; Mammalia; Rodentia; Bathyergidae. The record is from RefSeq and is a predicted model, not a curated record.